Molecule: messenger RNA, 508 nt
Organism: Melitaea cinxia (Glanville fritillary)
Lineage: Eukaryota; Metazoa; Arthropoda; Insecta; Lepidoptera; Nymphalidae
Exons: 1
Coding region: 26-508 (160 amino acids)
Source: RefSeq, a predicted model, not a curated record
UCAUGUUUAAAAUUUUAAUAGAAAAAUGCUUUCACAGGCUCCAACAAAUGUAAGUUUCUACCUAAAAGAUGAAAAUCCAGUAAGGAUACCCACACAAAUCUAUGAUGAAUACACAAAGAAAAAGAAAAUAAAACCCCCACCGAAACGAACUAUUCAGAGAAUAUUUAAGAAAGGUAAAAACAAAAGCAGGAAGAUCUACGUUCAUCCGGUAACAAGAAAAGUUACAGUGGCAACUGAGAAAACUGAAAUGAUUGAUAGCGCUAACGUUCAAGACGAAGAUGUCACAACGAGCAGUCCUAGGAAGAAAACACGAAAGAAUAUAAAAGUACCAAGAUAUCCAAUGCCGUUCCAUAGACUUCAAUCGAGAAAAAAUACAGCACAUUAUAGAAAUAGAAGGGAAUUAGAUAGAGAUGAUGUUUAUAUACUUAAAGACUUAGACGAAAUGGAGUUCGUUAAUAGUGGUAAAGAUUACGACAUAGUCAAGGCACAUGUAAAAAAAUAUUGGUAG